This is a messenger RNA of Colletotrichum tamarilloi, 174 nucleotides long. RefSeq lists its product as uncharacterized. The transcript has a single exon. NCBI's taxonomy places the organism in Eukaryota, Fungi, Ascomycota, Sordariomycetes, Glomerellales, Glomerellaceae. The annotation marks the transcript as partial. The record is from RefSeq and is a predicted model, not a curated record.
UUGACACCAAACCAGUCAACCGGUGACCACCCUCAACACCACACACACAUACACAUACACUUGGACUACCAAAAUUGCCAAAGCUCCCAUCUCGUGCCGUCCAUCUUCAGACGACACCCAAUCAACCAGUUACAGAGCCAAUAUAAAGUUGCGACGUGCGUAAUUUUGCGUUGA